UUGGGCGAAACGCUCAACACAUUGAGCCAACCCGCCAGCCGUUCCUCCACUUCAUCGCAGGCCUCGUCGCCCGACAAGAAGGAGAUCUCAUCGUCGGAGACCUCAUCGACCGCUUCGACGCCCACCACGACGUCAGCCAAGAAGCGACGACUCGACUCGUGGAGAAUCCAAGAAUGGCAAAGAGCUCUCGACACACUUUCAUCGUGGUUGGAAAGGGUUGAGGAGGCGCUCGGCAUCGACACCGAUGACGAAGAGGGAUCACUUCUAUGGGAAUCAUUAGCCAUCGAAGAACAACAAGUGUUGUUAGAAGACACAGAAGCGGACGUCGAGUUACGGAAAACAGAAUUUGAACAAUUGAUAUCUCAGGGCAAACAAAUUGUCGAUGACUUGACGUCCAUCGGUGAAGACUCGCAAACCAUUGAAGAAGUGGUUCACACUAUUCUCGAGCGCUGGAUAGAAGUGAACCAAGUUUUGGAUGAAAGGCAGCAGAGAGUGAACGCCUUUCUUGAAGUGAAUCGAAUACACAGCGAAUCCGAUGCCAUGACUAGAGUUCUCGAAACGCAUCACAAAUGGCUGGAAACAGCAGAAGAGGCUAUUAAUAAGGCUGAAGAAUUGCCAAAACUUUUAGAUCAAAGCAAAUUACGCCUCAAAUCAAUGCAAUCGCAGAAAGAAAAAGUGCAGAAAAUAACUGAAGACGUGCUCCGACUGUGCGUUGAGAUCCCGUCCUCUUCUACCGAUUCCGCUAUAAAUGAUAUCAAAAGUUUCAUUUCUUUUUGGGACGAAACCAAUAAAAAGAUUAUUAAUUUUAAUAAUCGUUUAACGAAUGAUUUGCCGAAAACUGAUUUCAAACCAAAGUCUAUAUUAAGUGUCAAAAAGGAAACACAAAGUGUUCAAAAAGAAGAGCCCAAUGAGGAGUUGCCUCAACAAUACGCACAUCUAUUUAAGACAAUUAAACAAUUGAUGGACUGUUUGAACAAAACUAAUACAUCAAUUGAUUCUGAUUUUAUGGAUUCGAUUAACGACACAAAAACUUUGGAAACAGAAUUGAAAAAGUUUGAGGAACUCAUCAAAACUGUUUGCUCUGAAGAAUCAAAUCUCCGGAAUAUAAAUAAAGGUGUGAAGGAAGCGCUCGACUCCAAAACACUGUCUUCACAAUUGGAGAAAUCUUUAUCCAAAUCUAUGGAAGAAUUAAAUUUUAAAUGGGAUUCCGUUAACAAUAAAAUCAAAAGUAGAAUAGAAUUGAUUAAUAAAUCGUUGCAAACAAUUAAUCUGAUGGAAGAGGAGAUAAUAAGUUUAGACAAAUGGAUGGAUGAGGUGGACGUGUUUCUCAAUGAGGACAUUGCGAUCGGAGACUUAGAGACUUUGGAGCAGCAGUUGGAACAGUGCAACAAACUUCAAAAAGACAUCAAAAUGACAAUUCAGUCCUCUAUUGAUAACAUCAACAAAAACGCG
Messenger RNA from Medioppia subpectinata, 1452 nucleotides. NCBI's taxonomy places the organism in Eukaryota, Metazoa, Arthropoda, Arachnida, Sarcoptiformes, Oppiidae. The record is from the annotation of a GenBank genome assembly.